Molecule: messenger RNA, 1667 nt
Organism: Patiria miniata (bat star)
Lineage: Eukaryota; Metazoa; Echinodermata; Asteroidea; Valvatida; Asterinidae
Exons: 5
Coding region: 997-1455 (152 amino acids)
Source: RefSeq, a predicted model, not a curated record
UUAAAAACUCUUUAAACCCAUGUUUUCUUUUUUUCUGGAGGGCUAGGCCGGCGCUGUUUACGCAACUCAAGUAAGUUUCCACAGGGAGAAAUGGCUUUAAGGGAAAUAAAUAAGCUGUUUACGCUGAACACUAGUUUUCCAGUUUUUCCCCUUGACCAGUUUGAGUGGCUCUUCACCAAGGUAAUGAAAGUCGAAGGAGCGUCAAUAGAGCUAGAGAGGGGCUAUGUGCAAAUAUUAUGUUGGACAUUUUACAAAUCCCCGGGAGCAUCAAACUAGGCCUAUAUCUAUACUAAUAAAAAAGUAAUAAUAUAGCAGUGUUGAACCCCACCGUACAGGAGCGACACAAAAUAUUGAAUUCUACUUCGAAUGCUGGAGGGAACUAUAUGCUUAAAUGUUUCCAGUGACGGGUGCAUAUGCGCAUCCAUCAGUGCGGAUGAAAGGCGCUGAGGCAGACUGGACGCCCAUACAAUGCACAGACAGGGAGUGUAGCCACUCCUGGAUGAAGGCUCCGCAUCUGCACUGUCCAUUCUGCUCCCAGGACAGUCUCUUCACUGAGGAGAUUCUCCUCAAGGCGCACUACGUACAGGGUCAAGUACGUGGAUAAAGGCAUCAACUUUGGGGGAUGUCAACCAGAUCUUCACCACAUACACUGACCCAGCACCCAACAGUACCAGCCUGGUAACACACCUCAUAGUCCCCCAGUCACAGCAGCCAUCGGAGACAGACACAUCAUCCCCGGGGCUAUGAGCAGACUGAUGGGCAGCAGCCGCAGAUCGAGUACCAGUAUGCCUGCAUCAAUGAUCCGAGUCAGAGCACUGCCAAUGGGGAAGGUAAGAUGUUGUCCUUAUUGAAAUACCAGAUGAAGGAAGCAAAGAGGAUUUGGAGGACGAGACUUGCUACACAGAGCACAACUUGUCGCUGCUGCUGCAGGAGAAGGAAAGUCUGGAGAAGACUCUUGAGGAGGAGCGGACCGCGUGGGCCCAGACAGAGCACAGAAUGAAAGGUACUAUAGAAAGGCUUCGUACAAAGGUUGAGUAUUUGUCCAACACAAACAUGUCACUCAAGCAGCAGCUGUCCAUGAUUCACACGUCCAGUUUGAAACAUCUAACCAACGACAGCGAGAACCAGUCCAUUUUGCAAGAGUUACUGCAACACAUGUCUGAGGAGCACACCCAGCUGCUGCACCACCAUCUAGCACAGCUACGACUGUACACUCAGGCCUGCGCAUUAUCCAAAUCAGCCCCCAAGGAAUCUGCAGCUGAAUCUACAGUCUUGGUACCAGACCUGGCUGACCAAUCACAGGACAUCUCACACAUGGCCAUGAUGUCGUCCUCGGAGGGCACCCUUGGGAACAUGGAGCAGACAGUCGUCAUGACGAUAACGUCUGAGGAGGAUUCGGAGCCGUCGGCAACAUCGUGGAUAACCCCGGAGAUACUGUGGGACAUGACUCCUUGACUUUGGAUAAGGACGUUCACUUGUCACCAAAUGACAUUCUGUACCAACUGACAAGCGAGGGACUGUCACCAAGACAUACCACCUCUGAGUCGGGUCACGUUUAUCAAUCAGGUAGAACUCAUUCACAUCACAACACAGGCUGUGAUGUCACGCAACAGGAUUUUCACAAGAACAAAAGUUGAAAAUUGGUUCUUUCCAACAGCAUGCCAAAA